Molecule: messenger RNA, 4772 nt
Organism: Patiria miniata (bat star)
Lineage: Eukaryota; Metazoa; Echinodermata; Asteroidea; Valvatida; Asterinidae
Product: UHRF1-binding protein 1-like
Exons: 22
Coding region: 46-4755 (1569 amino acids)
Source: RefSeq, a predicted model, not a curated record
UAAAGGGUUGAUGAGAGUCUCGAAGGGAAGCAAAAGGCGGUUGAGAUGGCGUCGAUAAUUAAGGGACAAAUCAUCAAGCAUCUCUCAAAAUUUGCCAAGAACCUGUCGCAGGAUAGGAUCCGUCUGAGCACGCUCAAAGGCGAGGGGAAUCUGUCGGACUUGGAGCUUGAUGAGGAUGCUCUGAUGGAGGUUCUAGAAUUCCCGUCCUGGCUGGUACUCAACAAAGCGGUGUGCAACAAACUCUCCGUCAAGAUUCCCUGGACCAAGUUGAAAACACAUCCAAUCUGCAUUUAUCUGGACCAGGUGGAGCUGGAAAUGGCCACAUGUCGGACUCUACGGGAAACGGUCGACACGCUGCAAGACACGGCAAAGCAAGUACCUGUGAGUAGGUAUGGGUUUGCUGAGAAGGUCGUUGAUGGCAUGUACAUUCACAUCAACUCGAUAACGGGCACGCUCAAGUCGGAUACAUUCCACAUCAACCUACAGAUUGCCCAACUCAUUGUUCAGAGCACAACUCCCAACUGGAAAGCGGCAGACCUGCGCUACAGCCGCAUCAAAGACUCCAAUCGGGAACAGAUACUCACCUUCAAAGAAUUGGAAUGGUCCACCGUGCGCCUGACAUUAGAUGCGAUUGAAACUGACAAGGAACGGCCCACUACCCCAAUUAGGUUGAUCACUAAUCAAGGAAAGGUGCGGGUUACCAUCAAGAAGCGGGAGGUCGACUGCAGCUUGGUGACGUCCAAGCUUCAGAUGCUGCUGGACGACAUCCUAUGGGUGCUGACCGACUCCCAGAUGAAAGCCGUCAUACUUCACAUCCGCAGCCUCAUGCCCGUCAUCCAGAAAGCGGCCAAUCUCAGUAAAGCGAGGGCAGCUGAUAAAGGACAGCCCGCCACUGCGCCAACCCAAGACAGCCCAGCAAGCCACGCCGCCCACAACAUCAAAACGCAAAAGGAGCUACAAAGCCUGCAGUACUUUGAAAAGUACGACGUGCAGGAAACCUCCUAUCACUUAUUCACCCGGAGCAUCGACCUGCACCUGUGCGAUGAGAUGAACCAGCCGGAAAAAGAAAAAUUCAAGCGGCGCGUGGAGAACGGAGCCAUGCAGAUCGGUCUACAUGGGUUCUCACUGGACUACUACCCUUUUCACACAGCGAGCAGCAGUAGGGAGCACUGGGAAUUUUACGACGACUCCAUGCGCACCUCGGACAAGUGGAUCCACACGCUACUAGCGCACCUGAAACAACAGUACAAGUACGCAGCCGACCACAUCGCAAAGCAGUCAGCGGGCAAGGGACAACACAAGGUCCCAGGCCAGAGCUCAAAUAAAGGAAAUACAACACCUCCACCCAGACCAGCAACCGGGCCCAACACAAAGGUCAAACCCCAGGACUCAGACCAUGUCAGAGGUCGCCCAGAUGUCAAAGGCCAGCAGUUCAAAGCUCCCCAGGGUCAGCCGCCUAAGGCGACACAGGCCAAGGGCCAGACCGCGACCCGGCCAAGGUCAAGGGUCAAAUUGAUGUCCCACAGCAUGGUGGUCAGGAUACGCGACUUCAAGUUCCACAACGUAGCGGUCGGCAAGAGCGCCGGUCAGCACGCCAAGGCCAAGACAUUCUUGCUCCAGUCGGACAAGAAAACCUUCUUCUUGCCCAGCGAGAUGCCCUCCUUGCACAUCGAGUACACGUCUUUCUAUUUUCCGGACGAACUGAACUUCCCAGUGCCUUCCCCUAUCCUCUACGUCCAGCUCAAUCCAGUGCAGUUUCGUCUGGACUACACUUCCAUCCUUUGGUUGAACCAGUUCUCCUGCAAUAUUCUCCAAACGCUGCCUGAUGUUGACGAGUACAGCCAGGGUGUGGUGUCGGAAGGGAGGGAUCAUACUGAUAUACGUCUGGAUGCACUGAUGCCAAAGGUUAUUUUACCGGCAGAGGUCCCUGUCUUAGGCCAACCAGAUCGACCUCCGGAACUUCACAUCCAGAUGUCUCAGGUCACUGCGACCAACUCCCGAGUCGGCACAGGUUCCACUCGUCCCGAUCUCUCCCAUGUCCUUCAAUCUCUGAACACCAAGAAACUCUUCAUGGGCAAAACCUCCUUCCCGAACUCAGCCAGCGACCUGAAGACAUUACCCAAGCUGUUUUGGGAUCAUGCCUACCAGGCAAACUUUAUCCUGCCCCGCGAGUGCGAACCCCAGUUCCCAGUCGCCAACGGUACCCUGCCUAACCAGUCUAGUGACCAUCAACCCAGUCCGCCCCAGGCUUCUGCGCCGGGAAUCAGCCAACUCACGACUCACGUGUUCAGAGCUGACGCCGUAGAUGACGUGUGGAAUGUCAAGAUUGAGCAGAUCUGGGCCGACUUUCAGGGCGUGCCCAGCUCCCCGGAUCGACCUGUGCCAUUGGUCGACCCGAUCCCGCUUAGCCUAUGGCUGUGCUCGCCCAACAAAAGAAGCAACAACCAAUCCCAGGGCAGGACUCAUCCGCACUUAUCACAUGCCUACCAAUCAGGCGAUAGGACUCACUUACCGGAAUUCUCGCAAGUUGUCAAUUCUGACCAGUCACCAUCCAGAGCAGCAGAGCACCGAGCCCUGGGGCGUGUUGCGGCCAAUCCUGACGUAGAAAAUCAGACAGAGCAGCUUAAGGCCAGUCUGGCUCACAGUGGCCAAUCACAGCAUUCCCAUGAUGCCCCUCUCGGGGACAAACCCGCGGAAGUCGGCACUGACAGGACGUUGGCUCAUUCACUUGUCAGCAAUAGUGCCCUUGCACCGAGUGGCAUCGGCAUGGCACCCCGUAACAGCCAUGAGGUCAGCACUGAAGCAAACACAGCGGACGUGCACAUCAUUGCACAUACGCCUUCCAAAGUUAGUCUCGUCAUCAACCAUUAUCAGAUGCUGUUUUUGUUGCGACUUCAGCAAUCUGUUCAGAAUCUACAGCAGUCCCUUGAAGCAGACCAGAACAUGUUUGCGUCCAAGGACAGGCCUGUCCCGCUGCUGAGUCAAGUGGUGGCCUUCGAGUGUCCAGACAUAGAAGCCUCCAUCGUCAUGCCACCUAUCCCUGGUGAUGAGGAUACCGAUGAAGAACCUGUGGAAGGCGGGGCAGGUGAUCUCCCCAACGGAAGGACUAGUGCAAGUCUUUCAGAGAUGGGCUCAGCGAGCGAUGUUGGAGCUUCAACUGACAGCGUCAGAAAUGACAAACCAAAAACGGACAAGGAUUUCGCCUACGAGGAUAAAGUGCUGACACAAUCGGCCUCCGAUAAGGGAUCGCCAGACAGCGACAUCCCAACGGUCGAAAUAUCCAGCUCCUCACCUGUGAAGGAGUUUAGAGGUGGGAGCAUUGGGAGCACAGAGGCAGGAGCGUUUCUCCAGCAGGAAUCUGUUGUACCAAACAACGGGCCACCAGGCGCGGUGCUCAUUACUGACAACGCACCGGCACGGACACACUCGCGCCAGCCAUCUGACGCUUCAUCUACUGGGAGCCGAUCGCAGCGGCGGAAGUCCCAAGAGAUGCUUCUGACGACCCACUCAGCAUCUGGAAGCCCCGUCUUCAGGAACAGUGACUCCACUCACCCUCCGCGGAGCUCCUCCCAGUCGGACCUGGCCCGGGUCCACCAGUUCUCUUUCUCCUCUUUACAGGAGAUCAAGACCGGCAGCCGGGCUGAGUCGAUGACCUCCCUGGACGAAUCAGUGGACCUUGACAUCAUCUCACUGAGCAGCGACUCCAGUGAGGGGUUCGUCAUGGCUGUCAAGGGGGACGGUCAGUCCGUGAGUAGUGGACAUGGUACGGAGACAGAAAGUGAUGCAGGUCAGGAACAGGGUAAACCUGCAGGAGAAAGUACUGAAGAGAUUGUGGAAGAUUACAGAAACAACAAAUUCAAACUGAAGAAGGUGUCAGUGGUGACCUUUCACCUCAUUGGGGUCACGGCCGCUGUAGAGGUCAACGGGCCUGACAUGGCCGUCAAAGCUCAAGUGAAUCGCCUGGAGCGGGAAGAAAAGGGCAAUGCGGACUUUAAGGAGUUCAUGUCUACCAUCUCAGCAGUAAUAACGUCACCGGGAAUGUCUAAUUCGCCAGUCAGAGUGCGGGGAAAGCUUUUUCGCUUUCCCCAGCUCGCAGGUGAGCGCAGUAGAAAGAGCAAACUGGACGACACAGAGCUGGAAGCAUCAGCCAAUGUACCGGUAGCGCUGUUGAGGUUACAGAGCGGACCCAAGGCAGACAUUCUAUCGCCAGGGGGUGGAGAAAGAGGAUUCCUGCAACUUGAGGUGUGCGGUCUGGUGACCACCUUCCGCAUGUCCACCAUGACCCAUCUUGGCAGUUUUGUGACGGACGAAACGAUAGGCGAUGCCAUGCCUAUGUCCAUCAGGGCGUUCAACUCAACAAUCGAGCUCAUGGAUGAUACUCCGCCCAUCUACCCGACCCAUCCUGGUCCCCAGCCCAUGUGUCUAGCAUUGUCAACCAUUCACGUACACCGCACGGCCGACGGUGUGUUCCACAUAGAAGGUGUGAGUGAUGCACCCAAAGUGGCCUCCAUUCCUCCCACUUUAGAGGACAAAACCCCAACAGCAUCCCCGGCCCAACUUGAAGAAGAGAAUGCACAACUCAUCGCUCAAGUUGUAAAAAUGAAGCGAGCUCUGGACGUCCUAGAAAACGAACGUUCAUCGCUCCUCGGAACCCUGGAGCACCUACAAGAAGAGUUGCUGACAGUGGACCGAGACAGAGACACACUGCGGAGUUCGGUCGUUGAGCUGUCCAGAAUGCUCAACGUACAGAGAUAAGUGGCCAAAUCCAAAAA